Molecule: messenger RNA, 2206 nt
Organism: Polyodon spathula (Mississippi paddlefish)
Lineage: Eukaryota; Metazoa; Chordata; Actinopteri; Acipenseriformes; Polyodontidae
Product: leptin receptor gene-related protein
Exons: 4
Coding region: 93-488 (131 amino acids)
Biological process (GO): negative regulation of growth hormone receptor signaling pathway; late endosome to vacuole transport via multivesicular body sorting pathway
Cellular component (GO): endosome
Source: RefSeq, a predicted model, not a curated record
GAGCGAGGCAAAUGACGUACUGAACGUUGCAGGAAACAGGAAGCGACUGCAACUACUCAACAACAACAAAGAAACACAAAUUCUUUAACAACAUGGCCGGGAUUAAAGCUUUAGUUGGGUUGUCGUUCAGUGGCGCUAUUGGCCUCACAUUCCUAAUGCUGGCAUGUGGAUUGGAGCAGUUUGGUGUGUACUGGCCUCUGUUUGUCUUGAUAUUUUACGUGGUAUCGCCCAUUCCUCACUUCAUUGCGAAGAGGAUUGGAAAUGACUCGGACGCUGCCAGCAGUGCCUGCCGGGAGCUGGCGUAUUUCUUCACAACCGGAAUUGUGGUCUCCGCCUUCGGGAUGCCAAUCAUUCUCGCUCGGAUCAGUGUGAUCGCGUGGGGAGCGUGUGGACUCGUGCUAGCUGGAAAUGCUGUGAUUUUCCUCACCAUCCUUGGCUUCUUCUUGGUAUUCGGCAGAAGCGAUGACUUCAGCUGGGAACAAUGGUAGCUUUCCACCCAAGUUAACACAUAGGCAUCACAAAUGAAGAUCCAUUGACUGCUGUUUUGGUUGGUUUUGUUUUUGACAAGGAGGAGAAAAUGAUAAUGAAACACUAAAGCCAUUGUCUGCAUUUUUUUUUUUUCACACUGACAUAAAAUAACAGUGAUUUAAAUGUUUGCUAGAUUUCAGAAGAAAAACAAUUACAAAAUUAUUUUACAGUGGGUGUGGUUACGGUAUGUCAACUUCUGUCUCUAACUCAUUUCCCUUUUGAGAAGUCUAGGAAACACAAACUGAAACCCUACCUUUUGAAAUGCCAAAGAUCCACAAAUGUUAAAAUAAAUAGCAGCAGUUUCAUUUUUUUUAUAAAUGGAAAUCUGGAAAUGGAGAAUAACAUUUCCUGCAUCUAUUUUCAAAUUUUUGACUUCUUCCAGUACAUUCCAACCCUGCCCCAUUGUACAGCUGUCCCCCGUGUCCAACACUGAAGGCAAGUAUUCAUCCUAUUGGCAGCUUUGCCAUAGAAGUUGACAAGUGUAGCUAUUGAAGUUCUUCGCUCCCUCGGCUUUGUUUGCUAUACAGAACACUGGCAUGGUCUGAUUUGAAUGAUCUGAUCCUUGAUGAAUAUGAAUGCUGAUACUCUUUAACACCAUUAUAAUCCAGUUCACUGACUCCAACAAGUUCCUUUUUAAAUGAGGUCUUCGAUGGGACAGCUGGACAGAUUAUUAAGAUCCCCCUCUGUGUAGAUCAUUAAAAAAGGCUCCUAAAAUGAGUGUUUCCUAAUGCUUUAAAACGCUUUUCCUAGAAGUGUUAGAAUUUUCAAUCCAAAGCAACUUUAUAGAUAAACUGUUGUGUCCUGGUACCUUUUGCUGUAGAUCACAUGGUCUGAUUGCAGCUAGAUCAUUGGUGUGAAAGUGUACUACAUCUCAUGAAGUGAUUAAUAACCAGGAAGUCACGACAGCUUUUUUACAUUUAUCUAUAUCCUUGUCUUUUAAAUAUUUGUGUAUUCCAAAUUAAAGUAUAAAAUACAAGAAAAGAACCAAAAGUUAUUUAACGGGGCCAGUGAGGUCGUCCAUAACUAUGAAAUACUGAAUAGAAACACUAAAAUAAACUUAAUCAUAAAAUAUGCCCCUGGUCCCCUCACUAAAAAUGACUUUUGCUAAUUGACAUACACAAUGGGAUGUGGCUGUAUUAUGGGAUUAUAUUGAAUCUGAUUGGAUUAGUUAGUCUGGAGUGUUCUAAAUUUCUUUUUUUUUUUUUUUUACAGUGUCAGUACUUAGACACACAUUAUAUACUACAUUUCUUAUGUGAUAACAACUUUGUGUUGGCCAUUUGGCAAGUGCAGCCAGUGUGAUGACGUGGCAAUUAAGUACCUUUUUGUUAAUCAUCCCAAUAUAAUUGCUCCUGUGAAUUGUAUUUGUCAUAUGCAAUUGUGUGUUAUCUUUAAGAACUUCACUUGUCUUUUGUGUGGGGGGUAUUUUUUUACUGUUUCAUUUUCAUAUCAUGUCAAAAUUAAAAAAGGAACUAAAGCACUAUUUUUUUUUUUGUAAUUUGUAUACAAAAUUGUAACACACUUGUUGAUUCUUCAGCUUUGUAUUGUCAAAUGAUAUUAAUGAUAAAACCCUUUUGUAAUGUUAUUUGAACAGUGCCUAUUACCAGAUACAAAUCUGUUUACAUAAAAGUUGUGUAUAGUGCACUGGAGGAAAAAAAUAAAGCUUUUGUUGUCUUGUUUA